Canariomyces notabilis is the source of this 1587-nucleotide messenger RNA. RefSeq lists its product as uncharacterized. The coding region runs from base 1 to 1587 and encodes 528 amino acids. Gene Ontology annotation, molecular function: protein binding. The record is from RefSeq and is a predicted model, not a curated record. NCBI's taxonomy places the organism in Eukaryota, Fungi, Ascomycota, Sordariomycetes, Sordariales, Chaetomiaceae. The transcript is spliced from 2 exons.
AUGGACUCGUCGCCCUCGGCAGCCAGCAAGGCGCCGGAGCCUACCCUGCCCUCCACGGCAGGCGUAAAGCGCCCUGCACCUUCGCUUCUUCCUCCAUUUGAGCCUCUUUCCUCUUCCCCAGGAUUUCCGAGGCCCCAUAAACGGCAGGCUAGCGCAAAUGCUUUUCUCAAGUAUCCAACGCCAGUCCCAACCUCGAGCACUGGCCUCUUGUCGUCGAGUCCCCCACGCGUCAAAGCGCGUCCAGUGCCGAAACGAACCGAGUCGACGGCGUCUGAACGUGCUCCCCUUUCAGAUGUCCGAUCAGUCGAGGUGAAUGAGAACGGCGAGCCGCUCCUGAUGGGACGAUCGAGCAAUUCGUCCCACUUUCAGCUGUCGGCAAACCGUCUGAUCAGCAGAGUCCAUGUGAAGGCCAGGUAUAUCGCUGCCACCCAACCUCUCGAGCCCAACAAAAUCGAGAUCACUUGCACCGGCUGGAACGGUUUGAAGCUCCAUUGCCAAGGGCAGACGUGGGAUUUGGCAAAGGACGAAUCUUUUGUCUCGGAGUCUGAGGGUACAGCAAUCAUGAUUGAUGUUCAAGAUGCCAGGGUAUUUGUCCAGUGGCCGCGUCGGGAUAAGGAUCCGGAUGUGUUGGGCCACCUGAGCGAUUCCUCCUGGGACGAGUCCCCACGGCCGAGAAUGCCAAGGGGUGCUGACGCCUCAGAGCUGCAAGGGAGCCCACUGAGGCGGAGGACGCGCAUCUCAAGUCCCGAAUCUCCCACGCCGGCCAAUGUGUCCGCAUCGAAUUCGAGCCUCGACAGCGUGCUUCUGGGGAGCGGCAAUCACGACGACGCCGCAGUGCAGAUUUAUGAGGACGCCAGCGCAGACGAGAAGGAAUCGCCGAAACCAAGCAGUACCGCCAAGGUGGAACCCGAGCUGCCGUCUGAUGUUCUUGAGAGCUUUUCCAGCGACCUGAGUGAGCCCCAAUCAGACGUGGAGAACGAUCCCGACGAGGAGAAUGAUCCAAUUAUUCAUUCGUUUGGCCCAUUCGGAGCCAACCUUUCUGGCCGGCUUGCUUCCUUCUCAACACUCUCGCCAAUCAAACAACGUUCGGCUAGGAAUCCGUUGUCCGAGGUCUCGGCCGCUGCAUCUAGUGCUUCUUUUCAGCCGUCCCUCUCUCCAGACGCUAAGCUCGCCAAUACCAGCGACAAGACGGGCACAUCGGCCGCCACGCCGGCGUCAGCCAGUGGUCUGGAUCCCGAGAAGACGGCCAAAAUCACCAACCACGUAAUCAACCAACUUGCUUUUUCGCGACUCUCGUCGACCCCGCUUUCGACUAUUAUGAGCAACUUGCCCUCGGACGAGCGAAAUGACCUCUCCAAAGACCAAUUACGCAUCAUCAUCGAGUCGACAAAGUGCGUUGGUAUCAUCAGGCGACAGGGUAAAGACGCCGCUGGCAAGCCUCUUGAGAGCGAGUAUUAUUAUAUUCCCGAGCUCGACACGGACGAGCAGCGACGGCUGGCUGUCACUGACGGGCUGCGGAAGCCGAGCUUAAGAGCCUGCAGGAAGCAGCAUAAGCAAUACUACUGGAAGCGCCCACGUACCCCCUAA